Sapajus apella (tufted capuchin) is the source of this 3177-nucleotide messenger RNA. It is a transcript of the gene ZBTB2, whose product is annotated as zinc finger and BTB domain containing 2. Gene Ontology annotation, molecular function: protein binding; DNA-binding transcription factor activity, RNA polymerase II-specific; RNA polymerase II cis-regulatory region sequence-specific DNA binding. Gene Ontology annotation, cellular component: nucleus. The transcript is spliced from 3 exons. The record is from RefSeq and is a predicted model, not a curated record. Gene Ontology annotation, biological process: regulation of transcription by RNA polymerase II. NCBI's taxonomy places the organism in Eukaryota, Metazoa, Chordata, Mammalia, Primates, Cebidae. The coding region runs from base 237 to 1781 and encodes 514 amino acids.
UCUUUGCACUAGUCUCUCCGCUCUCUCGGUCAUGUGACCUUAACGUAACCGGACAGGAAAAGCCCCGCCGCCGCCGCCGCCGCCGCGCCGGAGACACCGACCGCGGCGGCAGCAGCAGCAGCAGCAGCGAGAGGCAGAGGCGGCGGCGGCGGGGAGGACAGCACGGCCGAGGCUGCCCAGCGGCGCCUCCUCCACACCCCCCGCCGCAGCAGCACCGGCGACAGAUUUUUUAAAAAAUGGAUUUGGCCAACCAUGGACUUAUUCUGCUGCAACAGUUAAACGCUCAGCGAGAGUUUGGUUUCCUGUGUGACUGCACGGUUGCAAUCGGCGAUGUAUACUUCAAGGCACACAAAUCAGUUCUUGCUUCAUUCUCCAAUUACUUUAAGAUGUUGUUUGUCCAUCAGACCAGUGAGUGUGUCCGUUUGAAACCAACUGAUAUACAGCCCGACAUCUUCAGCUAUCUCUUACACUUGAUGUACACUGGGAAGAUGGCGCCUCAGCUCAUCGACCCGGUUCGAUUAGAACAGGGAAUCAAGUUUCUGCACGCUUACCCGCUCAUCCAGGAAGCCAGCCUCGCCAGCCAGGGAGCCUUUUCUCACCCUGACCAAGUUUUCCCACUGGCUUCUUCAUUGUAUGGCAUUCAGAUUGCAGAUCAUCAGCUGAGACAAGCCACCAAGAUUGCUUCAGCACCUGAAAAACUUGGGCGAGAUCCAAGGCCACAGACCUCCAGGAUAAGCCAGGAGCCCGUCCCAGAGGCCUCACAGCUUUCCCAGCUGACUUCAAACCUGGCCCAGGUGAAUCGGACAAAUAUGACUGCCUCAGACCCCCUGCAGACCUCACUGUCUCCAGAACUUGUUUCCACUCCUGUUCCUCCCCCUCCUCCCGGGGAGGAGACCAAUCUGGAAGCAUCUUCCUCCGAUGAGCAGCCUGCGACCCUCACAAUAGCCCACGUCAAGCCAAGCAUCAUGAAGAGGAACGGGAGCUUUCCAAAGUACUAUGCCUGCCACCUGUGUGGACGGCGCUUCACCCUCCGGAGCAGCUUACGUGAACACCUCCAGAUCCACACAGGAGUACCUUUCACGUCCAGCCAACAGGGAGAAAGCCGUGUCUCCCUGACUCUCUGUAGCAAUGCAGCUGACCUCGGGAAAGAUGCCAUGGAAGUGCCUGAAGCCGGGAUGAUAAGUGACAGUGAGCUGCAGCACAUCUCCGAUUCGCCCAUCAUCGAUGGGCAGCAGCAGUCGGAAACCCCACCCCCCUCAGACAUUGCUGACAUUGACAACCUGGAGCAGGCCGACCAGGAGAGAGAGGUGAAGAGGCGGAAGUAUGAGUGCACGAUAUGCGGACGCAAAUUUAUCCAGAAAAGCCACUGGAGGGAGCACAUGUACAUACACACCGGGAAGCCUUUCAAGUGCAGCACUUGUGACAAAAGCUUUUGCAGGGCCAACCAGGCUGCCCGCCACGUGUGCCUCAACCAGAGCAUUGACACCUACACCAUGGUAGACAAACAGACUCUGGAACUCUGCACAUUUGAGGAAGGGAGUCAGAUGGACAACAUGCUGGUGCAAACCAACAAACCCUACAAAUGCAACUUGUGUGACAAAACAUUCUCCACUCCCAAUGAGGUUGUUAAACAUUCAUGCCAAAACCAGAACUCGGACGUCUUUGCCCUAGAUGAAGGGCGAUCCAUUCUCCUGGGCAGUGGGGACUCCGAAGUAACGGAGCCUGACCACCCAGUGUUAGCUUCCAUCAAAAAGGAACAGGAAACCGUCUUACUAGACUGAAUGUCACUUAUCUUUUUAAAAAACUGUCAUUUUUACAAAGACUGUCUUCCUUCCCUUCCCUGAAUUCAGGACUAUAGUUCUCCAUGGCAUGAUACAAACAGGUCCUUGUUCCCUUCUCCUCUUCCCCUUUUCCGCCUCCUAGCCCCACCUCUGUCAAGGCUUUGUGCAUUAUAAACCUGGAAUGUAUCGACUUUCAUGCAGGGGAUAUUGGAAAGAUAAUGGUCAUUAUAUUUAUAAACUCAAACAGAUUUUGACAGGUUUUAGAUUAUUUAAAAGCAUACUUGGAACUAAUGAAGGGUACACAAUAAAACAACUGGAAUCCAAUUUGGUAAGCUAAAAUUAUGACUUUCCCUGGGUAAAAAGUCUUCUCAGAAAAACAAUGUCAGAAAAUACAGCGUGCUUCUCAGAAAUACAGCUGGGCUCUGUACUAUGCAAAAUCUAGAAGGUGCGGGGAAACUUUAAACCCAAGAAAACGUUCUUAGAAUUCAUCCUCCAGGUGUCUUACUUCAGAAUGCAUCCUUUGAGAUUAUGUCUACUUAAGAAAAAUCGUUACUUAAGAAAUCCACUUUAACAAAACACAAAGGAAAAAAAUAAUAAUGUGAUGGCAAUCUUAAUUUUUGCAUACAACAUGACAAGCUGUGAGUUUGUGUGUUUGUAAGAGAAAAAUGCGUGGUGCUUGCUCUAAACAGGUGAAUGAAUGCACUUGCCUUAUCUCAUUGCUGGCUUCUUUCCAAGUUGAGCAACAACAAAAUGCUGUAUUUUCGUUUCUGACAAAUUUGUUUUAAAAAUCAAAUUUGAAUGUACAAUUCUAUAAUUGUCUUUCUGAAUAGAAAAUGACCUGCCAUUUUCUAGCAGCUGCCAGUGAUAAUUUGUUUUACACUAACUUUUAAAUCAGUGCAUAUGCUUCAGGGAAAAGGAUAUAGGAAUAUUCAUCUUACGGGGGAAUUUGUGAGCAGAAGAGGUAGUAACUUUAAUGACUGAAACAGUCAAUGCUGAUAGUUUACUGGCAACAUUAAUUGAGGCAUCAAAAAUAAAUGGCAAAGAGAAAUCAGGACAGAAAAAUCUAAUUGCUGUUUGGGAAAAAUACUUGAUUUUGAUGUUUAUUCUCCAGGUUUUUUUUUUUUUCUUUUUUAAUGCCUGAAAUUUUCUCCAUUGGCCCAAAAGCAGUAAAAAUUGUUCAUUAAUCUUCCCUUAGGCCAAAUAAAAGAAGGGCCUCACAGGACAAAACAGGAGCCAGAAAUAAGGACUGAAGGGGAAGGGGAGAAUAGCUGAUAGCUAUGCUGUAUGUAUAUGUUAAAAACUGAAUAUCCCAUCGUCCUAUUUCAUGUAUAGUUGAGUUCUCAAAUUUGUAAGUUUUUAUACAUCCUUUCAUUGAAUAAACAUUUAAUUAAAUGAG